Messenger RNA from Lethenteron reissneri (Far Eastern brook lamprey), 9364 nucleotides. RefSeq names its product C-Jun-amino-terminal kinase-interacting protein 4-like. Gene Ontology annotation, biological process: vesicle-mediated transport. The record is from RefSeq and is a predicted model, not a curated record. Gene Ontology annotation, cellular component: cytoplasm. Gene Ontology annotation, molecular function: MAP kinase scaffold activity; kinesin binding; JUN kinase binding. NCBI's taxonomy places the organism in Eukaryota, Metazoa, Chordata, Hyperoartia, Petromyzontiformes, Petromyzontidae.
AAGCGGGAGGCGCGUGGCGCUGUGGACGCGACAAGGAGGAGGAGGAGGCGAUGGUGGUGGCGGUGGUGGUAGCGCGUCUCGUACAGUCGUAGUGGUUGGAGGAGGAGGCGGUCCGACCCCAAGCCUCCGCAUGCCGCCCUCUUAUAAAACACGACGAGCGGGAGAUUAAUGCUGGAGGCAGACAGGGCAGGUACAAGUACAACAAGCAGAUACACAGACGUCACCAAAACAACAACACAGACACAUACACACGGGGGGUUUCAAACAACCAUCGUAAUUCCCUCCAACAACCAAGCCAUGGAGGAGAGUGACGAGGGCGGUGGAGGCGGCGGAGGCAGCAGCAGCGGCGGCGGCAUCGUGUACCAGGACUCUGGCGAGGAGGAGGCCCCGCCGGCCGGCGUGUCGGCCCGCGUCUCGGGCAUGGCGGAGGGCGUCUACCGCGAGCUGGAGCGCCUCAUGGGCGAGCACGGCGAGGCGGUGCUGCGGGACCUCGUGCCGCUCGUGGUCGGCGUGCUCGAGGCCCUGGACGCGGCCGCCUCGCAGGGCCACGAGCGCCAGGUGGAGCUGGAGCUGCUGCGGGAAGACAACGAGCAGCUGCUCACGCAGUACGAGCGGGAGCGCACGCUGCGCAGGCAGGCCGAGGAGAAGUACAUCGAGUAUGAAGAUGCCCUGGAGCAGGAUCGCAACACCCUCCUGGGGAAGGUUGAGACGCUGGAACUGCAGCUCAAGCAGAUGGAGAUCCGCUCCAAGUUCUACUCGGACCAGAUCUCGCGGCAUGAGGAUCGGGAGGCGGAGCUGAAGAAGGAAUACUCCGCGCUGCGUCACAGAUACACAGAGAUCAUCCAGGCGUACACGGAGCAUGUGGAGCGCAACAAGAUGUUCCAGCCCGCCGGGCAGGUGGAGGGAGGCUCGGUCCGCAUGCGUCACAGGAGGGACAGGCCCAAGUCUCUGCGGCUCUUCCUGCUCCCGGGCCCAGAGCCAUCCCCGUCCGUGCCCGUGGCGUCUCCGCAGGAUGGCGCCGAUGUCGUCGUUGGGGAGCAGUGGCGCAGGCCGCCCCUCGUGUCCAACACCAGCCUCAAGGAUGAGCUUCUGGACACAAGCCCAGGCGACCCUGCUGCAGGGAGGGAGGAUGAAGCUGCUGCUGGGAGGGGGGGCAAUGCUGCUGCAGGGAGGGGGGGCAACGUUGCUGCGGGGAGUGCGGACAUCGCUACUGCAGGGACGGCAGGCAACUCUGCUGCUGCAGGGAGGCUGGGGGAUGCUGGUGCAGGGAGGGAGGCCGACGCUGCAGGGAGGGUGGGUGACACUGCUGCAGGGAGGAUGGGUGACCCUGCUGCAUCGAGGAUGGGUGACGCUGCUGCAUCGAGGAUGGGUGACGCUGCUGCAGGGAGAAUGGGGGAUGCUGGUGCAGGGAGGGAGGCCGACGCUGCUGCAGGGAGGAUGGGUGACGCUGCUGCAGGGAGGAUGGGUGACGCUGCUGCAGGGAGGAUGGGUGACGCUGCUGCAGGGAGGAUGGGUGACGCUGCUGCAGGGAGGGUGGGUGACGCUACUGCAGGGACGGCAGGCAACUCUGCUGCUGCAGGGAGGACAGGCAACGCUGCUGCAGGGAUUGCGGGCAACUCUGUUGCAUGGAGCGAGGGCGACGCUGCAGCAGGGAGGAUGGGCGCUGAUCAGCCUUCAUCGCCCGAGGCCGGUGUAGCGGUCACCGCGGAGGUGACGGCCAACGUGGUGGGGGCCUGGAGCCACGGCUCCGUUGAGGCCGCGCUGCAGAACAACCUCAACAAGGAGGAGGAGGAGGAGCCACUGCCGGACAGCAAGCACUUGAACAUCGAGGCACUGCACGCGCCUCCUGGCGACAAAGCCUCUGGCUGGGCCGGCGUGCAAGGCAUCAUCGAGACGACUCCAGAGCUCGGCCCGGUACCUUGCAACAAGGACGGCAGCAGGGGCCGCGAUGCGCAGCACGUGGGCAGCAGUUGCAGCACACCCAGCCGGCCCGACACGGAGACCGGGGUGAACGACAGCUCUCUGUAUGCAGAGCUUUCGUCAGCGGGGUCGGAGGUCAUCUGUGAAGUGGACGAGGGGGCCGACCUGCUGGGUCUCGGGGUGGAGGUGGAGAACCUGAUAAUGGAAAAUACACAGCUCAUGGAAACAAAGAACGCGCUGAACGUGGUGAAGAACGACCUCAUUGCGCAGGUGGAGCAGCUGGGCAGCGAGCGCGAGUCGCUGCUCGGGGAGCUCGGCUCCCUCAAGGCCAGCAGGGCUCGGCUGGAGGGACGUCUCAAGGAGGCCGAGGAUGACCUCAAGAGGACCAAGCAGGAGCUGGAGCAGGUGAAACAAGCCAACAAAGAUGACCUGGAUGAGAACGACAUGCCGAUGGCGCAGCGCAAGCGCUUCACACGGGUGGAGAUGGCGCGCGUGCUCAUGGAGCGGAACCAGUACAAGGAGCGGCUCAUGGAGCUGCAGGAGGCCGUGCGUUGGACCGAGAUGAUCCGGGCCUCACGGGAGCAGCUGAACGCCCAAGAGAAGAGGACUCGGUCAUCCAUCUGGCAAUUCUUCAGCCGCCUGUUCGGGCCUUCCGGCACGGCAACGAGGAGACCGUCCCAGCCCAACCUGCGUUACAACGCCCCGAGCAGUCACGUGACUCCUGGGGCGCCCCCCAAGAGCACGGCCAUCGCCCAGCUGCCCGUCGACAAGUCCCGCGCCUUCGACUUCCUCUACGACGACCUGUCCCCGUCGCGGAGAGAGCAGAAGCGAGAGCAGUACCGCCAAGUCCGUGCUCACGUCAAGCAGGAGGAUGGUCGACCCCAGGCUUACGGCUGGAGCCUGCCCAAUAAGUACAGACAGAUUUCUAGAGUGGGUGGUGUUAAUGGUGGUGGUGUGCGACAGAAGAGCAGUGCAUCUCAGCUGGACGAGGAAAAGGUGAAGCAGCUCCCAGUGCCUGUGUAUUGCCGGCCUCUUCACGAGCAGGAGCCCAGCAUGAAGCUGUGGUGCGCGGCGGGAGUGAACCUGUCGGGCGGCCGUACCCGCGACGGCGGCUCCAUCGUGGGCGCCAGCGUCUUCUACAGCCACGCGGCGGAGGCAGCGAGCGGCGAGCUCGUCGAGAGCUCCCCGCCGGCCUCGCCGAGCAGCAGCCUCGAGCUCCUGGAUCAGGAGCUGCAGAAGCAUCAGCGGGAGCUGCGGCAGGCGGACGAGCUCUCGAGCCUCGUGUGGGUGUGCACGAGCACGUCCAACACGAGCCACGUGCUCGUCCGCGACGCCAACCAGCCCGACCGCAUCCUCGAGCAGUUCGCCGUGUGCAGCUCGCACGUCCUGUGCAUCGCCAGCGUGCCCGGCGCCCGAGAGACAGACUACCCCGCUGGGGAAGAGAUCCAGGUGGACGCGAGCCUGAGCCCGCGGGCUCCCUGUGGCGGCGCCGCCGCUAUCCCUAGCGCCACCGCCGGCGACGUCGCGGACGGGCCGGCGGCGCUGGGGGGCCUCGUGCUCGUCGACUGCACCACGACCUGCGCCGGCGGCGAACCGUCCGGCCGCCUCUCGUCAGGCGCCAGUAGUCCCACCCCGCAGCUCAGGCCAGCGGGAGGAAGCCACCCCCUUCUGGGGGAGAACGAGCAGGAGGAGGAGGAGGAACCCUCGACGGAGGAGGCCACGGAGGCCCUCGAGAGCCCUGGGGAGGGAGGCCCGGAGGGAGGGGGCCGUGCGCCGAACGGGAAGCACUCCGCCGCUCCGGCCGCCUUCACCGAGCACGUCUUCACCGACCCCCUGCAUGAGAAGCCUCAGCUCGAGCCCAGGGACCCGGACGUGGUGCGGGACGGUGUGUCCAUGCGGGCCGUCGACACGGACCUUAUGCACGAGGAGGCGGGGAAGAUGAGCAGCAUCCUUCCCACCAUGUGGCUGGGCGCGCAGAAUGGAUUCCUGUACGUGCACUCCUCCGUGGCUCAGUGGAGGAAGUGUCUGCACUCCAUCAAGCUGAAAGACUCCGUGCUGUGCAUCGUGCACAUCAAAGGCAGGGUCCUGGUCGCCCUGGCGGAUGGAACGAUGGCUAUUUUCCACCGAGCAGAAGACGGCCAGUGGGACCUGAGCAACUACCACCUGCUGGACCUGGGGCGGCCGCACUUCUCUAUCCGCUGCAUGGCGGUGGUGCACGACACGGUGUGGUGCGGAUACCGCAACAAGAUCCACAUAAUCCAGCCCAAGACGCUGCGCAUCGAGAAAUCGUUCGACGCCCACCCGCGCAAGGAGAGCCAGGUGCGACAGCUGGCGUGGGUGGGCGACGGCGUGUGGGUGUCCAUCCGCCUGGACUCGACGCUGCGGCUCUACCACGCGCACACGCACCAGCACCUGCAAGACAUCGACAUCGAGCCGUACGUCAGCAAGAUGCUGGGCACCGGAUCACUGGGCUUCUCCUUCAUCCGCAUCACGUCGCUGCUCAUUUCCUGCACCCGGCUGUGGGUCGGCACGGGCAACGGCGUCAUCAUCUCCAUCCCGCUCUCCGAGUCAUCUCGGCAGAAGGCAUUGGGCCUGGGUGGCCCGGCUUGGUGCGCCAGCCGCCUGGGGGGAGGAGGCAGCGGCGGGCCGGGCCUGGCGCGUCCCGGCGGGGUGGUGCGUGUCUACGGGGACGAGACGGGAGACAAGGUUACGCCCGCCACCUUCAUCCCCUACUGCUCGAUGGCCGACGCGCAGCUCUGCUUCCACGGCCACAGGGACGCCGUCAAGUUCUUCCUCGCCGUGCCAGGCUGCAGCGCGGACGCCACCGAGCCUCCAGGCGGCGUGCGGGACAAGCCCAAGUACAUGCUGGUCGUGAGCGGCGGCGAGGGCUACAUCGACUUCCGCAUCGGCGACGGAGAAGAAGCGGACGACGUGGCUCCGAUCAAGCCGUCGCUGAUCAAGGAUCUGAGCCACGUGAUCAUCUGGCAAGUGCGGGACUGCCCGACCUGAGCGACGAUCAGCUGGCUCCGGCAGCUGAUUUGGUCGCCCGUGGCCAGCGAUGCCAUCUUAGAGGAGGACGGUUCCACUGGGACUCACGAGGAUGGGACAGCUCGCUCUCCCGAGUGGCUGAGGUUCAGCCGGACCGCAGCAAUUCUCAUCCUGAGACAAUGACAUUGAUUCGGCUCGAAGGAUCCGACUUUGCUCCGUACAUGCAAAACAAACAAACAAAAAACUUCGGCGUUUUAUAUUACCGUUUAUUGCUUUGGUGGGUUCAGGAGUAUUUUCCUCUCGUUACUUUCCCCGUACCAGCAACGCAGUUGCGCUGCUUCACGAACUGCCUCGCCUUGUUGUUGACGCCACCGUGAAUCCCUUCUGUGCAGCUUUGAUGCAGGUAAUAUGGUCUGAUUUCAGUGCCCUGUUUCUGUUCCGGUAAUGUCUGCUCCCGUUCUGCCUUUCUUCGAAGCCGUUUGAUCAUUAUUGUAUUCCUGUGAUUGAGUACCUUUAAAAAAAACAAGAUAUAUAUUUUUUUCCAGGCCAAUUGUUCUUUGUACUCUGUUGCCUUGUGUUUGUCAGAGUGUGGCACUGUUCAAAGCACCGGUCAAAAGGUGCGUGAAACAGGAUCCACCCCUUUUGCAUCACCACCACACAUGCUUUCCACUGCCACGCUCUCGGGCGUUUUGCGUGCGCUACUAAAGCCGAGAAGAAGGGAUCAACGUCGCAAUGCAAGGCGGCGCUAUCACGAUCGCUGUCCGACCAUCCCGCUGUCGCGUUCGUUGCAACCGGCUGUUCCGCACCUGGGUGCGCUCAUUGAGAAGCCUCGAAUUUUCGCCUUUCCCUUCGGUGAUGCGGUUUAGCCGAUUGGCAGGUCGCGGUGCGGUGCGGUGAAGUGUGGAGCCCCCACCCCCCCACCCCCGCCCUUUCUACGGCGUACGUCUGGCGUGGAAGGGGGAGGCCAAAUCCUUGCUUUGAGUGGAGGUCCUUGAGCCAGCGGUGGCUUGGCCGAGAGAGAUUGGAGUGCUGCGCCUCUACCUGCUUUCCUUGCGGUGACGCUCGGCUUUUAGAAAUCUCCCGCCUCCUCAUUGCUGCUGUUGCGUGAUCUGCAUUCACGGGUUUAGGUUUUCAAAAAAAAUGUUAUCGGAUGAUUUCCAUUUACAGGCGCUCGCUUUUCUGCUCUUUCAUGUACGAGCUAUCGCUUUGUGUCCCGAUGCGUCUUUCCUCGGACUUCGCAGGCCGUAAUUGUGGAUGCAGCUUUUUUUUAUCUGAAUGUUGAAUUUCAACGACGCUCAUCACGAUGGACGAUCGUCAUAAUUUGUUAUGCGUAGAGCACUUUAACUUGCAAAGCACUCCGUAAUAAAACUGAUGUAAAUAAAAGACACGGCAGAAAGAAGGCACAGGAGGCUUACCACUCAGAGGGACACUUAAGCACCCAGUGGGGAGGAGGAUGAGAGGAGAGGCUGGAAACAAACUCUUGAGAGGGGACGGGGGACUUGCUGAUUGUAAGGAGAAGUCCGCAAAAUAAGGGUGCGGUGACGAAUGUUGAGAGAUGGUCUGUGAGAGGGUUCGAUUGCUGAGAGAGAGGAGGUGGGGUGGAGGGCAGAACCACGGAGUUCCAUUGGAAAUUGAGGCUAGCAAGGAGAUGGAGGAUGUGAAGGGGGGGGGGGGGAGAUGUGAGGCGGAAUGGAACUCGGUGGGAGAUAGGGUGUCGUUGAGGGUAGGCAGAGAGUCGUGAAGGACCUCGCACGCGUUGCUGUGUGCUCGUUUUAGAAGUGGAUGCGGCAUCGUAUGGGGUGGCCCAUAACGAGUAGCAGGGAUAGGGAGCGGUGUGAGGGCAAAGUGGGAAACUUGGUGAACAGUCUUGUGCAUGUGUGUGGGAUUGCUGGAUGGAUCGAAAUGGCGCGAGGUGCGAGCGUGUGGGAGUGCCGACGGGAAGAGAAUUGGAACGACUUGAUUCUGGUAGAGGAGCAGCUCUCUUACCCCCUCCUCCUCCUCCUCCUCCUUGGCCUUCAGCAAGUGCGGUGGUGGUCCCUCUUGUUUCUCGUUCCUCACUCGGAGUCUCCCUCCUGAGCGGCUGACGAGCAGCGGCGCGGCGCUGUGUCCCGACCUCGCCAGCGCGCAGCUUGCGACGUGCGCCCCGCUGCGUCGAGUCGAGCGUGUCUUGCGGGAGGGUUUUCCGAGCGUGAUCUCUGGAUCUUCACAUCCGAAUCCGGGUUAAUUUUUCUGCCGGGCUCUUGGUUCGCUAAUCUGUUUGCUCCCUUUGGUGCCUUUCGAAGUGCUUCGGGCGCUCUUCACCAAAUUUACCCUCGGCCUGCCCGACUUGCUGCAUUGAGACCUCCCCCCCACCACCACCACCACAGUCGAAAUAUUGUCACGGCGGCCGGCUCGUGCAACGCGGCUGCUGCAGCAACCGCCACUCCGGAUGUGGAGGUAACUUGUCAUGAGCAACAGCUGUGACCGCUGCAACCUACGCGUGGGAGUUGCGUGGAGACGGGCGUUGUGGGAGAUGCGUGGCCGUCAGAGGAAUGGGGAAUGCUCUCGUGACCUUCCUAAGAUAACGGCAUCCUCGUGCACGGGCGACGAGUGGCUUCUUCACCGUGAAAUCUGAUCAAAGUCACCGGUCAGCUGGUUUUGUCUGGAUCGAGCUGCUGCACCUGUGUAUAGGCGUUGCUAGGACUCGCAGAGAAUUGUGGGGUGAGGGGAGGUUUGCCAUGCUGCGUGCGCUUUAGCCUAAAUAACCUUAACCGAUUUAGCCGCUUGCGUUUUAUUUUGAAGACUCAAAAGAAUCCUCCCCCCCCCCCCUUUUUUGACCUGGGCGCGAUGUACAUUGGCCCAUUGUCGUGAUGCGCUCGGAACGUCGUCCUUGUCCAUCGCCGGCGUGGUGUGGCGUGGCGUCUCGUCGUGUUGCAUUCGAAAGUAAAUCGCUUUAACCUUUCACGCUUUUUCAACAUGCACCCAGGUUGCAAAGCGAGUGUUCACACUCUGGGUUGCCAUUAAUACACCCGGGUUAAGUUGUUUUUUGCAAUUGCACAAUCGACGUUUUAUGGCAAUAAGAAUGUGUGUGUGUAUGUGUUUGCCUGCAAGUUCACCACCACCCCAAAGAGGGGGGGGGGGGGUUGGGGGGGAUUGGCGCUCUGUUUGAUGUUGAUGGUUUUUUGAGGAAAAGUGUGUCCGAGCAAGCAUUGUCGCAUCCUCGGAAUGAGACGUCCUGCACGCUGCUCCACGCCAAGAACACGCGGGCCCGUUCCACGCUCCCCUGCACCGAGACCUUGAAGCACUCCGUUUAAGAGUUAAUACCCACGCACGUUUACGCGUCCUGUUACUCAUUUACGCGCGGUGUGCUCCUACGGUUUUUUUGCAAGUGUGCUCUUCGUGCUGCCUCUGCAUCCAUUCCCGUGAACCCCCCAAGCUAAUAUUCCUGCCCGGAGCCUUGUCUUCCCGCGGCCGUGGAGCUCACGCGAGUUGGCAAUUUGCUCGCCCCCAAAGUAAGACGGCGCCGAACUCUUUACGUUCCCUGCUCCUCUCUCUUCCCGCGCCCACGCUGGCAAGAGGUCCCUGGAGGCCUGAUGAAUAUAAUUCCCCCCCCCUCGCCCCCCGUUAUUCAUUGGCAACACCACCAGGCCCAUUGUGGUUGGCCUGGUUUGUGUGUAAGGCGACGUUGACCCUUUGGCCCCCCGCUCUGGGCGGCCCCCCCCCCAAAUCAUCUGGACGGCACGCGCGGCUUGGCGGUGACAAUCCGCGCGUGCGUGGCUCUCCGUGGCUCUCCGUGGUGCAACCGGGCGCGGAGGCGGCGUGAGUGGAUCGUCUCGAGGUGGAAGGUGCCGCUCAGCUGCUGCCGUUCGGGAAGGGCGUUCCUUGGUUUGGGGGGGGGGGGCUGGAAAUUUGCCGAACGGCCUCUUUCGCAAAGUGUGGUGGCGCUAAUGACGUCCGACUUCUCGCCGCCCGUCGGUUCGCAGCCAAAGAGAUUUGCCGCGGAGGCAUCCGCCAACGGCACGGCGGUCGAGGUGAACAUUUAAAAAAGAAUCGUUUUGUAAUAAACUUGUCCGAAUCAAGACGCGUGCGACCCAAGCGUUGCGACAUUUGUGCUUUCAAUUGAGUCUUUGGCUCGAGACGUUUUCACGUUCACAAGGUUGGUAAUUUUUUUUCAAAUACAUGACGUACUUUCUGUCAUGUAUCGGCACAGUUGGGUUGUAAGUGAGAAAACAGCAUUUUAAACGUGCGCUUUCGCAAACUUAAACCAGUUAACCGCAACUCGAAUGUGUAUUGUAAGUUGGCUCUGUGUAAUUUGUAACUUGGCAGAGUUAGCCAUAACCAUGCGCCCAUUUAUACCCUCAAUUUUCUAAGUCGCCUUCAACAAAGGUCGAAUACUUUUACGAUGAUAUAUUUUUGUUUUUGCAAUGGAGAGAGCUGAAUAAAUGAGAAAAACGAUACGCGUAUCGUCAGCACGGCA